Molecule: messenger RNA, 2385 nt
Organism: Alternaria viburni
Lineage: Eukaryota; Fungi; Ascomycota; Dothideomycetes; Pleosporales; Pleosporaceae
Exons: 6
Coding region: 1-2385 (794 amino acids)
Molecular function (GO): ATP binding; ATP hydrolysis activity
Source: RefSeq, a predicted model, not a curated record
AUGUCGCAGCAGCCUGUGAUGGACGAGGCUACCGUUGGGGCAGACGAAGGCCUUGAUACGGCGAAGACCCUGGAAACAACUCAGGUCCAAGACCAGUACAUCAAGCUACUUCUGAAGAAGAUAGCCCUGCUUGAGGAGCGCCUUUCGGCAAAUAACGACGAUGAUCGUGCGUCACAGAAGAAUGACGGCAAAUCCGAGGCACCUGUUGAAAAGAAUGAUGCCGAGGAGGAAGAAGAACCUCGAUAUGUCAUCAUUGUGAACAAGUGGGAUCCUGACACUGGCGACUACAAAGAUGAUGAGAUCACGAAAAGUAACGAGAAGAAGGAGAUUGGACCCAAACCUCAAAGUCGCAGAGCUUUCACAUUCCGCAAGUCUACCAUGUUUCGACCUCGUUUCAACAUAGUUGAGACGGUCCUGUCGGAAGCCCAGAUUGAGUCUGAGCCAUUGCAGAAGCUGAUUGGCAAGAUAACGGCCAGGCUCGGAACAGAUGAGAUGAUCAAAAGCCUCAGCUCUCCUUUUGCGAGUCUAAUCUGGACGUGGGCAGAGGCUGAAGAGGAAGCAAAGAAGUUCGUGGAGAACGAGACGCCUGAGGAGAAGCAAGCUCGAGUUGACCUCCGCGAGCUCAUGCGAAUCAUCUCCGCAUCUUCAGGUAUCCUACCUCUCGACCAGUACUUCAAAGAGAGAAACUUCUUCGUGGAAGAGAGCACCAUUUCGCACGCAGCUCUGUGGACGCUGUUCCCACCGGGUACCCUGAUCGUCUCACAUCCCUGCCUGGGCGAGCCUCAAAUCUUUACCGUCGAUUCGUGCGAUUCUUUCGUUCGAGAAGAACACACUUUUGACUUGGUAUGCUUCAGCUUCGACUGGACGGGCACAGAGUUUACCAGAGUACCCUUUGAGAUGAAGAUCCGCCAUUGGGGUUCUAAUCGAAAGAGCAUUGUGGAAUUACCGUUCUACCCGCUCAAAUAUUAUACUAGCCCAGAUGAACAAGACAUCUCGUCGGAAGAAGCAAUUGCUCGCCUCAAGAAACGGCUCAUCGCUCGGGGAGAGAAGUUUGUCAAGCUCUGCGAUCCUGGCAAAGGCAAACAGAUGUUUACGUACUCCGGAGAUGCACAUUUCCACGCAGGGCGUAGCUUCAUCGGUAGUAAUGAAGACGAGGGAGGGCGCCGACGGCACGACGAUGAUACUACAUCUUCCACUGACACUGGCAUUGGACGAAACAGUGAGGCUCGAUACAUCCAGAAGAAAAAGGUCGACGGGACCACGAUGGUUGAUUUCACCUCUUUCUUUGAAUACCUGGCUCCCAACACUCCAAUUCUAGGAGACCUUUCCCAGUUUCGUGGCCAACUGGAGAACCUCUCGCCCGAGAAACGCGCCAACCCGAUCUACAGAGAUAUGUACAAGACCCAUUGGGACCGACACGCCUCUGACACAGCCAUGUCGGCAGAUCAACUCAUGCAUUGUCCUCCAAGAGUCCUCGGAUACGCGCUGAAGCAGAAGAAGUGGGCGCAGCUGCUGGUGGAAAAGCUCAAUCCUCCUAACGACGCCGACGCAAGUGUAUUCCGCGACAAGCUGCAACUCGACUCGGACUCUAAAGAGCUGGUCAAAUGGUCCGUGCAAGCACAUGAAUACGGGAAGGAGACCGAUGCUAAGGGCGUAUCCAAGAGCCUGCAAGAUUUUGCGCCGGACAAGGGGAAGGGCCUCGUCAUCAUGCUCUACGGUCAUCCCGGUGUUGGAAAGACACUAACCGCAGAGAGUGUAGCUCUCAUGGCCGGCAAGCCUUUACUUUCCGUCGGAGUAUCUGACAUCGGAAUUGAAGGCGACAAAGUUGAAGCAAACUUGCAAAAGGUGUUCGACCUCGCAGGAAAAUGGGAAGCCGUACUUCUCUUCGACGAAGCGGACGUUUUCCUUGAAGCGCGCGGUCGCGGCGAGAACGAUCUGAGGCGCAAUGCCAUGGUGUCCGUACUCUUGCGGGUACUAGAGUACUACGACGGCAUACUGAUCCUCACUACAAACCGCAUGAGAUCUUUCGACAUCGCUGUUCAGAGUCGCAUUCACAUUGCAAUCAAAUACGAAGAACUCAUGCAAUCCCAACAAAUCGCCAUUUUUGAAUCCUUCCUCGAGCAACUUCGCGACAAAAAGCUCGUUCAUAACUACAAAGAUCUCAUGCAGUGGGUCGAGAAAGACAGUCGCAAGCUCGGAUUCAAUGGCAGACAGAUCAGGAAUGUUGUGUCGACAGCUAUGGGUAUCGCAUUGGUGGACGAGGAGAAUGGGGGGAAGCUGAAGAGGGUACAUCUCAUGCGCGUUGCCGAGCAGACGAAGCAGUUCAAGACUGACUUGAUUGCUGAGGAGGAGAUGUAUAAGAGGUUGCAGAAGGGAAUUUCUUGA